Chara braunii is the source of this 2184-nucleotide messenger RNA. The record is from the annotation of a GenBank genome assembly. NCBI's taxonomy places the organism in Eukaryota, Viridiplantae, Streptophyta, Charophyceae, Charales, Characeae.
CCUGUAGUUACAUUAGCCGUAGGGCGCUAAAGAAGAUGAGGCUAGGACUAAAGGUCCAUAAAUUAGUAGACCCAAUAGUCAGUGUCCUCGCAGACAACCGCACGAUGCGAGUUGAGGACUACGUAGAGGAAGUCCAGGCGUACUUUCGCCUAGAGAAGAAUGGAAAGGUGAAGAAGGUCCUCCAUUCUUUGACUCUCCUCGUGCAGGAUGACCUUCCUUUCGAUAUAGUGUUAAGAAUGGAUUGGGGAGAGGCAGCAGGGGYCACACUUCAUUUGAGAGAGCAUGAGUGUAGGCUCCCUAAUCCGUCAGGCGAGGUUAAGACUGUCCGCUUGUUCCAUGUGUCCAGUGUAGAUAACACCUUGGCACAUUGCUGUCUCAGUGCUCCCGCGUUUGCGCGAUUAGUAAAGAAGGAGCAGUUAGAAGACCAGGUCUUUAUAGGUUAUGUUGGACCUGUCACUGAGGCCCAGGAAAAGGAUAGUUCCACAGAUCCAACAAUUGUCAAGCUGCUGGAAGAAUUCAAAGACUUGACUGAGUCGUCGACAGGAGUAGUGUCGCGACCCAUCCAGCAUAGGAUAGAGAUAGAGUCUGGCAGUAGAACUCCUAAGGGUGCAGUCACCAGGAUGUCCCCUAGAGAGUUAGAGGAGCUUCGCAAGCAGUUAGACGAACUCCUUGAGAAAGGUUGGAUCAGGCCCAGUUCGUCUCCUUUUGGAGCACCAGUUUUGUUUGUCCCCAAAAAGGAAGGAGAGUUUCGUAUGUGUAUAGACUAUAGGGGUUUGAAUGCGAUCACAGUGAAGAAUGCUGAGCCGCUGCCCAGGAUAGACGAUCUUUUAGAUCGGGUGCAGGGUUGCAAGUAUUUUUCAAAGAUAGACUUGAAGUCCGGAUACCAUCAGAUUGAAGUCCAUCCUGACGAUCAGUAUAAGACUGCGUUCCGGACUAGAUACGGGCACUAUGAGUUCAUAGUAAUGCCCUUUGGACUAACCAACGCGCCAGCUACUUUUCAGCGUUAUAUAAAUGACCUGUUUAGACCGUGGUUAGAUAAAUUUGUAGUAGUCUAUUUAGAUGAUAUCCUAGUUUUUAGUGAGACCCUCCAGGAGCACCAGGGUCAUCUGAGGCAGGUCUUGGAGAAGCUUAGAGAGGCUAACUUCAAGAUCAACGCGAAGAAGUGCGAGUGGGCCAAGACGCAAGUCUUAUACUUGGGCCACGUGUUGGACGGAGAUGGCAUUAAGCCAAAGGACAGUAAGAUCACGGCAAUUAGAGACUGGCCGACGCCCCGCACAUUAACAAAGUUGCGGUCGUUCCUAGGCUUAGCUAACUACUAUAGGAAGUUCAUGAGGAACUUUUCCACUAUCGCCGCCCCCUUGCGCAGACUGCUAAAGAAAGAGGCAAUUCGGCAAUGGGACAAAGAUUGUACGUCUGCGCUAAAGAGAUUGAAGCGCACAUUGAUAGAGUACCCUGUCCUCAAAGUAGCAGAUCCGUCCUUGCCAUUUGUCGUCACUACGGACGCAAGUCAGUAUGGGAUAGGCGCCGUGUUGCAGCAAGACGACGGCAAUGGCUAUAGACCCGUAGAGUUCAUGUCACCGAGGAUGCCCUGUGAGAAGAUCGCUACCUUCACGUACGAGAGAGAACUUUACGCUCUUAAGCAGGCUUUAGACCAUUGGAAGCACUAUCUGCUUGGGAGGCACUUCAAAGUGUAUUCCGACCACGAGACACUUCGUUGGUUAAAGACACAGGCCAAGAUGACACCUAAGUUGACUAGGUGGGCCGCAGAGAUAAACCAAUUCGACUUUGAGCUCAAGCCAGUGAAGGGCAAAAACAACGUAGUUGCGGAUGCUCUGAGUAGGAGAUCAGACUACUUUGGAGCCGUAGUACACUAUCUGGAUAUAGGGAGAGACCUGCAGGAGAAAGUGAGACAAGCGUAUACGCAGGACCCUAUCUAUAGCGACCUCCUAAGGGAGUUAGAGAGGCCCCAGAGACCGAACCAGACUACCGCACUACAGACGAGUUGCUAUUUGAGAAGACUAAUGUGUUUGACCGCCUGUGCGUUCCCAACAGCGAAGAGAUUCGUAGUCUGAUUUUGGGGGAAUGUCACGAUACUGAGGGACACUUCGGUUGGCAAAAGACGUUAGCCAAUCUAAUGUGCGCGUACACCUGGCCAGGGAUGAAGAAUGAAUGCAUAGAGUAUGU